Molecule: messenger RNA, 1245 nt
Organism: Cotesia congregata
Lineage: Eukaryota; Metazoa; Arthropoda; Insecta; Hymenoptera; Braconidae
Source: the annotation of a GenBank genome assembly
AUGUUGGACAAUAGAUUGUUAUUAAAUAACUCGUUCAUUCGAGAAUUUCUUCAGAUUAUGGGUUUUACCCGCCCUUUAAUACAUGCUUUUAUCAACGAAGCCAUUGAUCGGCGAUUAAAUUUUUAUGACGACUUUACUGAUGGGUAUCGUAUGAUGGUAGACAGAAACCCAAUGGGACUGAUCCCUGAUCUUGAUGAAUUGGCAAAUUUUAAUCCAAUUGAAGUAGUCCACGAAGCGCCGAGAGAAUACGCCGAAGUUGCAGGUAUAGCAGUCGUUGAAAACAACUCCGUUGGACCUGUCCAUGAAGGAAGAAACGAUGAGGCUGAAGUUCCAGGCAUGGCAAUCGUUGGAGAGAAUCAAGUUGGACCUGUUCAAGAAAGAAGAAACGAUGAGGCUGAAGUUCCAGGCAUGGCAAUCGUUGGAGAGAAUCAAGUUGGACCUGUCCAUGAUGGAAGAAACGAUGACACUGAUGUUCCAGGCAUGGCAAUCGUUGGAGAGAAUCAAGUUGGAUCUGUUCAAGAAAGAAGAAACGAUGAGGCUGAAGUUCCAGGCAUGGCAAUCGUUGGAGAGAAUCAAGUUGGACAUGUCCAUGAUGAAAGAAACGAUGACACUGAAGUUCCUGGCAUGGCAAUCGUUGGAGACAAUUCAAUUGGACCUGUCCAUGAUGGAAGAAACGAUGACACUGAAGUUCCUGGCAUGGCAAUCGUUGGAGACAAUUCAAUUGGACCUGUCCAUGAUGGAAGAAACGAUGACACUGAAGUUCCAGGCAUGGCAAUAGUUGGAGAAAAUUCAGUUGGACCUGUCCAUGAAAUAAGAUAUGAUAACGCUGAAGCAGCAGGAAUAGCUACUCCAGUACCUGUUGCUUUAAUUGCUCAUGAUCAAAAAGCUUUAGUAGAUAACGACGAGCUGUUUUAUGUUGGGGAGUUUGAGCUAUUAGAUGAGCCAUAUGAAAAUGAUUACAUUCAUGAUUCAGCUCAUCUGCAAGUGUUUGACGACGACGAAGCCAAGCGGGACUUGGAUUUAUGUUCCGUGUGUCAUUUAAAUGCGAAAAAAAUGCUUUCUUUCCUUGUGGGCACCAUUGCAUAUGCGACGAAUGAAAAAUAUCGAGUUGAGAAUUGCCACCGGGCUAAUUACAUAAUACAUUGUAUUAUCUGCCGUGCUCCCAGUCAAAGCAUUUCGAGAAUUCACGGUAGUACUACCGUUACCACAAGUGUCAAAUCCCAAAACCUAACCUUAUUUGAUUAA